UAAUACUCUUCUUUUAAAUCCUCAAAAAUAAUCCUUCGAAAAAAGUAUCAUUCACAAUAGCAAUUGUCGACGACAACUCGAUUAUCAAAAUCUUAUCACAAAAAGAAUAGCCAAGAUCAUUGUCCCGCCACGUUUGGAGCGAUGAAUCAAGAGGUGCACUAAUUGUGAGGGUAGAAAAAGACCAUUUUGCGAUGUUCCAGGUCCUCGAGCGGCGAUAACGUCCGUCAGGCGUUAUGGAUGGAGGGAUCAAGUCGGAUCGACGGUUUUUCAAAUACGCACGACAUAGGUGGUGAAUAAUACGGCAUACAGGAAGGAAGAGGGCACAGAGAGGAAGACAAGAGGACGCAGGCGCGAUUGAAGGAACGUGCGCGAGCGGUGUCCACGUCUAUGAUGCUUUCAAGAGCUCCGGCGGGAUUCUUCUUUUCAGUUUACCGUGGUCCCGCUUCCGAAACUUCUCGCGUGUAUCCUCAUCGGUCUGCCGUGAGUUUUGAUCGUGUAUCACUGCGGAACUGCCCAAUCGCAUUGCAAGUUCGAUCAAAGGAAUCUUAAUUCGAUAACACCGAAGAUAAAAGCUUCGAUUCUUGUUAAAAGAUGUUAAUCUGCGAAUAACCGAUGUAUCGAAGAGGAUGGAGAAUGUAAUUAUUUUUUAUGUCGAGAAAUUGGAUGAAAAUGGUCGGUGAUGGGUAGUCGAUGGACACAAGUGUUGCGAUGAGGUGUCUGACAGCGUGUCAAAUUCGUUUCAUUAUUUUUUGUAAGCGGGAUGUUGCAUUUACAUUUCUACGUUCAUGAAGUUAGAGCUUUUGUAUUUAGAGAUUUAGACAUUUUCUAGUUCUUAAAUUCUCAAAGUAAAUUCCUAAAAAUUCUAAUUUCUAAAUUUGAAGCAAUUUGCUAGUAAUGUGAAGAGUGGCAAAGUAAGGAAAUUCUAGUGUAGAUUGCUACCCUACACACCUCUUGUUCAUCGUUGACCUUAAUCUUUUACACAUUCCGUCUGACGAAAGGGUAAUUUUUUAUGUAAAAAAGAAAGAGCCCGACCCCUCUGGUCUAGAAGACUUUAAUGCAAAUCUCGUGUAAAAUCGUACCUAUGUCUUCGAUAAAUUCUCGUGCAGCUCUGUCACACAGCAAUUUCAGUAAAAUUCGUUUCCCAUAAAAACGAGUUCCAUCGCGACAUUUUCAUUCAUGAAAUGCAUUGAUUCCCGGUUGCGAACAAACUUUCUGUCGGAUCGAAUGAUGCAAAAUUGUUGGAAUGUCGGCAUAAUGAAUUCGCGGCACAAAUAGACACGGUGUAACCGUAUUCCAGCUUCAAACAGUUCUGCUACUGACAGCUUGAACUGCACGGAAAAGGGGGAAAAGCGUGAAACGAGGAUCGCAGCGGAUGAAAACAAAAAUAGUAAACGACAUCUCGAAAAUUCAUCCGCUAACGCGAUAUUGACCGGAUCGAUGAUCAUUCGAUGGUUAUCAACCGCUCUCUCGACGCGAUUCAAGAUUUCACGGAUUCAAUUAGCCUGAAACGAUUAAAGCGAAGCGUCGAUAGCCUCAUUGGAUCUCCCUGAUUGAUAAGCCGGUAAUGGGAUCGAUCGAUGAGGAUACUUUCAUGAAAAUGUCGGGUUCAACGAUAAAUUGGACAGUGUCGUUUGCAACCGCCUCCGCUAUUCCCAUAUCGGAAAUUGACGGAGGAAGUGUUUUCGAAUUGACUUUAUAAAUAUUUGAAUAACUCACGGUGAUCCAGUGCGACGAUUACCGAUCGAAGGUGAUCGAUUUAAUCACGAAAAUUAGACCGAACUUCAUGCAAAUAUUGUGAACCAUACGUGUGUGUUAUAUCGAGAGAAUUCCCCGGUCCAAAUAUCUAUAGGUACUCCUGAAUUUUUGACUCGACAAAGAAAGAGCAAUUUAGCGCAACUAGCUCCGCUUCGCGAAAAAGCGGGAAGCUGAUAUUUCGUUAACCUACGGCCUGCAAAUUGAAGCAAAGGAAAAUUCCGUAAAGUAAUAUCGUCAAAGGGACAGAAAACGUUCGGUUAAACGAACGAGACUCGAGAGAAUGAUAUCGACAACAUCUUCGUCAAGUUUCAAUGACUUGUACAACGAUACAACGAUGUCGAACAAGAGCUUCCAGGUGGAUAUCACCGAAGAGAUACUUUGGUACACCUAUAGCAGAUUUAACGAGACCAAUUACUUGUUGAUCAUCUUGUACGUGCCCGUGAUAGCACUCGCCGUGACGGCCAAUGUCCUCGUCAUCGCAGUUGUUAUCAAAUACCACUACAUGCGAAGUGUCACUAAUUACUUCGUGGUCAACCUGUCCGUGGCGGAUCUACUGGUCACUACUAUUUGCAUGCCAGUGGCUGUCAGUCAAGCCAUCUCGAUGGUGUGGACCUACGGGGAGGUCAUGUGCAAACUUUCGUCCUAUCUUCAGGGUGUUGCCGUGGCCGCUUCAGUUUUCACCAUCACGGCGAUGAGCAUCGACAGAUACCUAGCGAUCAGAAGUCCCAUGGCGUUUCGUCGAGUGUUCAAUCGGAAAAGUACUGUCUUCGUCAUCGUGGCCCUUUGGCUGGUCGCUUUAAUUAUAUUUGCUCCCGUUUUAAAAGCGAUGACCCUGCGGGACCCGUCCCAAGAACUUAGCAACAUUACUUUGCACGGUUCGUGGAUAAUGGCGGGGAAUUUCUCCGAGAACAUAUCUCCCAUGUCACAGCGGCCGCCUCCGUUCUACGUGUGCUGGGAGGACUACAAACUUUUGGGCGUUCGAGAGCACCUUUUCGGCACCGUUUGCUUCGUGUUGGUUUAUGCCAUUCCCGGUUUCGUCGUGAUACUCUCUUACUCCAUGAUGGGUCGAACACUGUGCUCCAGAAAACCGCCUUUCGAUUGUGACAGCGUCAAGGGAAGCGCCAGUUCGCAACAGAGUUUCAGACUCGUGCGCGAGAGACGUCGAAUCGCUUGGAUAUUGCUUCUUCUGGCGGUGCUUUUCGCUUUGUGUUGGCUACCGUACAACGUUCUAAUGCUGUUGAUCGACCUGAGCGUAAUAGGAGAAGAGACAGUUACAACGGACGCUCUCUCAUAUUGCCUGUUUCUGGGACACGCGAACAGCGCGUUGAAUCCUGUAGUGUAUUGCUUCAUGACUCGCAAUUUUCGACGAAGCGUCGCCGAGAUACUCCGUCGUGGACCUCGUGCGUUGGCGCGACGAAGACCUCGCCGAAAAAGUGUUCAAGGAACCGCCGUGAUAGAUGACAUGUGCGCAGGGUGUAACGCUGGAGGCACCAUGAGACGAGGCUUGCUACGAAAGCGGCGAAUGUUGCCCGGCUGCGGAUGUGGAUUACCUAUCGGUGGACAUCACGCGGUUUUGACCGUCAAACGUACCGCCACGUCCAGCAGUGGAUACGAUAGUUUUUACAGUAGACACAGUCCCCACAGACGUUGCUAUAUGCUCCAAAGUAUUCGUAAAAAGCCGCACGUACCGGUGGACCAGGCGCAGAAUGCUAACAAACGGCAAGAAACCAGUUACCAAAAGAACGUGACUACUAGUCAGCCACGUGUUAACACUCUCGUUACCACGGACGAGCAACGUUGAAUACAUAAAUACGUAAUAUAGUAGUGGUCCAAUUAUUAUAAAUGUUCCGAAGAAUUUUAAAGCUGAAAGUAAUUUAUGUACAUAAAGGAGGAAAUCAGGCAGGGUUGGUUUACGUGAAUAAAUUUUAUUC
Messenger RNA from Megachile rotundata (alfalfa leafcutting bee), 3686 nucleotides. It is a transcript of the gene Gr10, whose product is annotated as gustatory receptor 10. The record is from RefSeq and is a predicted model, not a curated record. NCBI's taxonomy places the organism in Eukaryota, Metazoa, Arthropoda, Insecta, Hymenoptera, Megachilidae. Gene Ontology annotation, biological process: G protein-coupled receptor signaling pathway. Gene Ontology annotation, molecular function: neuropeptide Y receptor activity. Gene Ontology annotation, cellular component: plasma membrane.